Molecule: messenger RNA, 1466 nt
Organism: Suricata suricatta (meerkat)
Lineage: Eukaryota; Metazoa; Chordata; Mammalia; Carnivora; Herpestidae
Gene: PSMD14
Product: proteasome 26S subunit, non-ATPase 14
Exons: 12
Coding region: 217-1149 (310 amino acids)
Biological process (GO): proteasome-mediated ubiquitin-dependent protein catabolic process; protein deubiquitination
Cellular component (GO): proteasome regulatory particle, lid subcomplex
Molecular function (GO): protein binding; proteasome binding; metallopeptidase activity
Source: RefSeq, a predicted model, not a curated record
UGCCACGGUCUCCACCGUCUCCGCGACACCGCAGGUGGGAGACGAGAAUCCAGACCGUGGCUUCCCGUCCCCGCCAGCUUUCAGGAGAGAGAAAAAAAGGUACUUGGGAAAAGUUAUAACUGCCAGUAUUAGCAGGAGCUUGAGUUAAGAAGAAAUUUGUCAAACUCAAGGAACUGAAGCUUAACACCACAAGAGUUGUAGUUGUUGACCAGAAAUAUGGACAGACUUCUUAGACUUGGAGGAGGUAUGCCUGGACUGGGCCAGGGGCCACCCACAGAUGCUCCUGCAGUGGACACAGCAGAGCAGGUCUAUAUUUCUUCCCUUGCACUGUUGAAAAUGUUAAAGCAUGGCCGUGCUGGGGUUCCCAUGGAAGUCAUGGGUCUUAUGCUUGGAGAAUUUGUUGAUGAUUACACCGUCAGAGUGAUUGAUGUGUUUGCCAUGCCACAGUCAGGAACAGGUGUCAGUGUGGAAGCAGUUGAUCCAGUGUUCCAAGCCAAAAUGUUAGAUAUGUUGAAGCAGACAGGAAGGCCUGAGAUGGUUGUUGGUUGGUAUCACAGUCACCCUGGCUUUGGUUGUUGGCUUUCUGGUGUGGAUAUCAACACUCAGCAGAGCUUUGAAGCCUUGUCGGAGAGAGCUGUGGCAGUGGUUGUGGAUCCCAUUCAGAGUGUAAAAGGAAAGGUUGUUAUUGAUGCCUUCAGAUUGAUCAAUGCUAAUAUGAUGGUCUUAGGACAUGAACCAAGACAAACAACCUCAAAUCUGGGUCAUUUAAACAAGCCAUCUAUCCAGGCAUUAAUUCACGGACUAAACAGACACUAUUACUCCAUUACUAUUAACUACCGAAAAAAUGAACUGGAACAGAAGAUGUUGCUAAAUUUGCAUAAGAAGAGUUGGAUGGAAGGUUUGACACUUCAGGACUACAGUGAACACUGUAAACACAAUGAAUCAGUGGUAAAAGAGAUGUUGGAAUUAGCCAAGAAUUAUAAUAAGGCUGUAGAAGAAGAAGAUAAGAUGACACCUGAACAGCUGGCAAUAAAGAAUGUUGGCAAGCAGGACCCGAAACGUCAUUUGGAGGAACAUGUGGAUGUACUUAUGACUUCGAAUAUCGUCCAGUGUUUAGCAGCUAUGUUGGAUACUGUUGUAUUUAAAUAAAACCAUGCAAAAGGCUAUUAGUGAUACUUUCAGCGUAUAUUCCUCUAUUGUUCCUAAUGCUCAAAAUCAAGGGACCUCUGAAGGUGUGUUUGGUUAAAUGUAAGACAUCUGGCAUCAUUUGCAGCACUGUAACACCUUCAGUCUCAGUUGUGCAAUUACUUCUGUUUCUUUAGUCAGGGUCUUUGCAGAUUCCAAAGUUGUAUAAGAAUACAUCAAAGUGGACAAAUUUUGUUAAGAUCCCAUUUAAUAUUUGAAGAAAACAGUAACACAAAUAUAUUUUGAUUGUUGCUUACAAAAUAAAAUACAUUUACAAUCUA